AGGAUAUAAACACCGUGCGUCCCUGCGCAUCAAUGAAACCCGACAGCAGCGCGCGCGAUGUUUCUCCUCACAGCGUUGGUUCUGCCGGUCCUCUGUGCAGCCGGUUGGGCGGCGGACGCUCACUCGUACCGGCGCACGGAUCCGGUCACCGGGCAGCUGCUGCUGUGUGACAGGUGCCCGCCGGGAACGCGCCUGCGCGCGCACUGCACGCGCUCCCGCCAGACUGAGUGCGCGCCUUGUGGUCCGGGUCUGUUCACGGAGUUCUGGAACUACAUCCCGGACUGCCUGCGGUGCGACGCCUGCUCCGAUCACCAGCGCGCCGUUCAGCCGUGUAACGGAACCGUGAACACGGUGUGCGAGUGUGAGGCGGGGUUCUUCUGGGACCAGCACUUCUGCAGGAGACACAGCGCCUGCAAACCGGGCCACGGAGUCAAAGCUCCAGGGACGCCACACAGAGACACGGUGUGUGAGCUCUGCGCAGACGGACACUAUGCAGACGUCACGCAGACGCAUGCAGCAUGCGUUACUCACAGCGCAUGCAAGACUGACGAACAGCUGGUGCUGCCGGGAUCCAGGUGGCAUGAUAAUGUGUGUGCAACCUGUGACCAUCUCACACAAAAAGGUUUGGUAGAUUUAUUCAAGCCGGUUCUGUCCGGUCUGCACGUUCAGUACAGGACUUCCACUGAGCGUCUGCAGAAGUUAGUGGACCGCCGUCUGCGCAGGAAGAGGUUUGGCAAGCGAGCUGCGCUACAUCCGAUGCAGCGGCUCCAGCACUGGAGCAAAGAGACGUCAGAGGAGGAGUCGCUGAACCUGCCGUCUAUCCUGGAGGAGUCACACCUCAAUCCGCUUGUGGACUGGAUCGCACGCAACAUCCUGCGAUUCCAGCAGCACUGCACUAACACUGCACUGCUAACAGUAUGACAGAUGAAGCCUGUUCACACUGCACUGAUUUGAGUUUGAUACUGUCUCACCUGCUUUAUAAAAUCUAGAAGUGCAUCAGAUUUUGUUGUGACCGUUAGAUACUUUGACAUCUGGAUCAGUUUAAGGCUUCAGUGAAGGAUGUUGGAUGUGUGACACUCAGAUUGUACUCAUGCACUUUACAGUCUGUCCUGUCAAUAAAUUUCACUUGCUGUGUUGCACUAGACUCCACUGUUUUGUAAAUAAUACAGAUGAUUUUUUUAAUAUUGGUUUUGCAUUGAAAGAUUGUUCUCUAUUUAUUGACCAAACUGUAUCAGACUACAAAA
This is a messenger RNA of Sinocyclocheilus rhinocerous, 1244 nucleotides long. It is a transcript of the gene tnfrsf11b, whose product is annotated as tumor necrosis factor receptor superfamily, member 11b. Gene Ontology annotation, molecular function: protein binding. The transcript is spliced from 4 exons. Lineage: Eukaryota; Metazoa; Chordata; Actinopteri; Cypriniformes; Cyprinidae. The record is from RefSeq and is a predicted model, not a curated record. The coding region runs from base 58 to 921 and encodes 287 amino acids.